ACAUUAAUUAAAAAAGCUGUGUUUGUUUUCGUUCUGUGGUUUUCGUUACUAGGCAACCAAAACCUGUAAAGGAAGCGAAGCUUUAUUCAAAAGAUUGUUUUUAAUAUGGUUUAAAUAACAAAAUCUAUCAAAACAACAACUUUAGAAUGUCCAUACCAGAGUUAGCAUCCGAACUUGUAAAGAAAACUCUUUCAGAACAAAAUGAUCGUUCCAUGAGUACAAUAAUAAUAGCAGGUAGUAAAAACGUUGGAAAAUCGAGUUUAAUUAAUGCCUUCCUUGAUAAAAAUGAUAAUCCGAGGGAAACGUUAGUCAUGGAGUAUUCAUUUGGAAGGAAGUCAUCCCAAAAGCCAGGCAUCGAUAAAAUGAUUUGUCAUGUCUGGGAAUACGGCGGCAAAAUUGAAAUGCUUAGCGAUGUUCUCUUGUCUAUACCUAUAAGAGGAUCUUUUUUCUUUUGUAUAAUGCUUGAUUUAAGUAAAAUCAAAAAAAUAUGGAAUACUUUAGAAUCUUGUAUUCAGGCUCUUCAAAAUAAUUUUUCGAAUGCAGAUUCUGCACUAGAAAUAAUCAUCGUUGGCGGGUACUAUGACCAGUUUAAAAAUUUUGACACUGAAGUUAAAAAAAUAGUUUGUACUACAUUGAGAAGUGUUGCUUUGUUAUGCAACGCACAUCUUUUAUUUUAUUCAAAGAAAGAUACUCAUUUAGCCAGGAAAGCAAAAGAUUUAUUCUAUGGAAUGGGUUUUGGAAACGGCGUAUUAUUAAAAGAAAAAAAUACGAAUUAUUUGAAGCCCAUAAUGAUUCCUAGAGGUUCAGACAAUUGGGAAAAUAUUGGUGUUUCGCCUUGCAACUUAGAUGAGAUAAAGAAACGAUAUACCGCUAAAAUAGCUUCGGAUCCAAUUAUAAAAUCCGAUUACAGUCAAGAUAUACAACGCACUCACCCUGAACCUAUAUUAGAUACAUUAGCAUCUUUGAAAUACGAAGAGUUGCGGUGUAUGGAAUCUUUUGAACCAUCAAUAAAAGAUUACUUGUUUUGUGUAAACAAAUAAUCGCUUCAUUUUAUAUAUCGGCCUAUAUCAGAUUUGUUAACUUAGAGUUUUGUAUGUAGGUAGGUAUUACAAAACAUUUCAAAUGUGCUAUUAUACAUAUGAAGAGGGAGAAUCUCCGUCGUCUUUGGGAACAUCUUUUAAAUUAGUUGCUUAUUAUUUGAUAGUUAUAUCACAGUAUUACAAUAUGUUAUAAUAUGGUAUUGGUUAACCUCUAUUCUACUUUGUGGCACAAAAUGUUUACCAUUAAAAAUUUUGGUGCAGAUGGAGUGGUACCUACGUACGGAUCUUAUGUGAAAUAAA
Molecule: messenger RNA, 1340 nt
Organism: Colias croceus (clouded yellow)
Lineage: Eukaryota; Metazoa; Arthropoda; Insecta; Lepidoptera; Pieridae
Product: cytoplasmic dynein 2 light intermediate chain 1
Exons: 4
Coding region: 147-1040 (297 amino acids)
Biological process (GO): intraciliary retrograde transport; intraciliary transport involved in cilium assembly
Cellular component (GO): cytoplasmic dynein complex; ciliary basal body; axoneme
Molecular function (GO): dynein heavy chain binding
Source: RefSeq, a predicted model, not a curated record